GCAGGCUCCUUGCUUGCCGCCACCAACGCCGGCUCCUGCCGGAGUGCAAAACGCCCUCCCGACUCAACGGGACCAAGGAUAUCCACCUCGAGACGUCGAUAGAAGCCACAAGAUGGCUCAGUUUCGAGUCAACGGUCUGGAGUUCGCAUGCCUGUUUCACAACGAGUCGUCGUCGGGCGAGCUCGACACCGUCUCUAGCUCGGACGACUCGUUGCCACACACCUUCUGGGCCGGCGUGAUACUCUCCGUCAUCGCUGAUGUCAUCAUCGCAAUCUCUCUCAACACGCAAAAGAUCGCGCACAAUCGAAACGCGGACCGCCAGACCGGGAGGCCAUCGAAAGCGUUCAUUCGUCUGCCUCUCUGGUGGGUGGGUAUCACGCUCAACGCUCUGGGGGAGGUCGGCAACAUGUUGGCCUACGGGCUGGCGCCCGCGGCUGUUGUGGCGUCUGUCGGCUCCGUUGGGGUCGUCGUCAAUCAGAUUAUUGCAGUCUGCUGCCUCAAGGAGCAAGGCCGCAAGCGCGACCUCGGAGGCAUCUGCGGCGUCGUCGCUGGAGUCGUGCUCAUCAUCUUCGGCGUUCCGGAAACAGAAAAGGAACUGACGGUGCAGGUCAUGCUCUCCGCAGAGGUGUUCCUCGCGCCACGCGCGUACGUCUACCUCAGCGCGCUCGUGGUUGUCAUCGCCGUCCUCGUCAUCUUUGUCGAGCCGAGGUAUGCAGAGCGGCACAUCCUCGUCUGGCUGACGCUGUGCUCUGUCAUCUCCUCGAUGACGGUGGUCGCAUGCCGUGGCUUCUCCUCCCUUGUCACCCAGGCGGCGAGUGACUGCGCCGCCGAGCAUUGCGUCGACGACGUGCUGCGGCCGCCAUGCUCUCAGACCCUCGCGCACUGGUUCUUCUGGCUGCUGCUCGUCGUGAUCAUCGUCACCGCAGUCUGGUCCGCCUACUACCUCAACAAGGCGAUGCAGUUCUUUGGCAACUCGGAGACGGUGCCCGUCUAUUACUGCACUUUCAUGCUCAUGUCCAUCGUCGGCGGCGCACUCGUCUUCAACGAGUUUGAAACCGUCCGAGGCGCGCAGCUGGCCAUGUUUCUGAGCGGUGUGGUGCUCGCUAUUCUCGGCGUCUGGCUCAUCACAUCUGGCCGCCACUCGUCGCCCGCGGCGGCGCUCAGCCAGAGCCCGUCGCGCCGUGUCAGCUCGUUCGCACGUGAGGCGAGUGGCGAUUCGGUGACCAAGCCGCCGCCGGCCGCGCCCGCCUCGGGCGACUCGGAUGGCACGAUAGCCGUGGCGGGCGAGGAGAAGGGCUCGGGCUCGCGUCCGCACUCGAGUGCCGACCCCUCGCCUCCCUGGACGGUGCGGGUCGAUGCGGCGGCGCCGCCGCCGCUGACAGUGCCGAGCUCGCAAUCGGAGGAUGUGCUGGUCGCCAACCCAAUCGCUUCGCUCAUGGGUGCUCUGUCGCCGGGUCGAAAGGAGCCAUCCAGCGCGGGGAGCAGCGCGCUGAGCAGAGCGCGGCAGCAACGUCUUUUUUCUUCCUCCACCCAGCGAGCAUUGGCAGAGGCGUGCGACGAAGGCGACGAGGCCACUGUCAGUGUCUAGAAACGCUCUCGCACACAUCUGUGUAUCUCGAACACUGCUACGCCCGAGUUGUUGCUGAUAUAUAAUGAUUCUGUUUGAGCAGUGGAA
Molecule: messenger RNA, 1675 nt
Organism: Emiliania huxleyi CCMP1516
Lineage: Eukaryota; Haptophyta; Isochrysidales; Noelaerhabdaceae
Exons: 3
Coding region: 113-1588 (491 amino acids)
Biological process (GO): magnesium ion transport
Cellular component (GO): membrane
Molecular function (GO): magnesium ion transmembrane transporter activity
Source: RefSeq, a predicted model, not a curated record